This is a messenger RNA of Malaya genurostris, 1869 nucleotides long. RefSeq lists its product as uncharacterized. Bases 197 to 1765 code for a protein of 522 amino acids. NCBI's taxonomy places the organism in Eukaryota, Metazoa, Arthropoda, Insecta, Diptera, Culicidae. The transcript is spliced from 5 exons. Gene Ontology annotation, biological process: SCF-dependent proteasomal ubiquitin-dependent protein catabolic process. Gene Ontology annotation, cellular component: SCF ubiquitin ligase complex. Gene Ontology annotation, molecular function: protein binding. The record is from RefSeq and is a predicted model, not a curated record.
AUGUGUUGAUUCGAAAUAAAUAAACAGUCGAAUGGACUGCAGUGUUUACUGAUUACUACUAAUUUAGAAUUAAGUAAUAAAAUAAGCCACGAUCAGUUGAAUAACAGUUACAUGAAAAUGAUACAUUCAUGAAUAUUUUGGUUUAGGCGCAAUUAAAACUAUCUAACAAGUGACUAAAUAUGCUUCAUUUAAAGAUAUGAUUAUAUCUGAGGAUCAUUACAGUAUCUUAGAUCUUCCAAACGAGGUACAAUUACAAAUAUUUGACUAUUUAGAUUUGAAUACUCGAAAAACUACGUCGAGAGUAUGUCGUCUAUGGAACAUACUCUCCUUCACCGGCCGCUGCAUGGGUCGUAUCUGUCUUCAUUUGAAUGUGGAAGGCAGUCAGUUAGAGCAGGUUGUGACUAUUUUGAACGCUAGCAGUCGAAGAUACCGGCAUGUCGUGAUAAAUUUCAAUAAUAGAUUUGUCACUAGUAUAACUGGAUUACGCGUUAGCGAUGUACUGGAGAGUUUGGUAAUGAUUGGCAUGUCUAAAGUUACUGAUUCGCAGCUGAUCGAGCUAUUGGAGGAUAAUCCUAAUUUGAAAAGGCUUUUUCUGUUGGGAGAUCGCAUUGACAAAUAUAGAAAGACCCGCUUGUUCGAGUUGCCUACCAUGAGGAUGGUGGUAAGGAAUGUUGAAAGGUUCCCUUGUUGGCUCGAGGCGCUUUCAGUGGAUUCUACUCUGAUGAUUCAUCGACUGAACAAUCUUUGUGUGCUGGUACCUUCGUUUUGUACGUCGGCACGAUCAAUCAAUCAAUCGAUCAAUCGCAUAUUUCCCGAUGUCAGGAUACUUCAGUUAACUGGCACUGACCUAUCCGUUGCCACCGUGUACGAAAGAUACCGUCUGCAGCUGGAGAAAAUUUCGAUUCUAUCUCCUGAAAAUGAUUUUUUUCUUCAAUUCUGUAGGAUAAGCUUUCCAAAACUUGAUUAUUUACAUAUAGAUCGAUUGGAAAUUUCGGAUCAACAGACUGAAACCAGUUGCGUUAACUUGUUCAGGAACGAACUGCACUGUGCCCGCCUUCAGACACUGAUACUACAUCCCAUGUUCAUGAUCCGGACAGCUAUUUUCACAACCAUUUGCCACUAUUGCUUGGCUCUAAAAAGGCUGAAGCUUUCGUUGGACUAUCUGGAUGGAGAUGCACUGAAACAAGUGACUCGUUUAAGAAAUCUACAAAAUCUGACUCUCCACGGAACAGCAUAUUUCCACGACACAUCUCGUUGGUCAUAUCAAAUUACAACGCUAACUACGGUUUCGAUCGUGAAGAAUCGGUCUCUGAUACCGUUGCUGCAAUUUAUUGCAGAUAUCGCACCAAAUUUGCUUCAUUUAUCAUUAGAAGAUGUUGAAAAGCCGGAGGAAAUGUUUCGCAUUCUACCGACACUGGCGGGUAACCUAACCCAUCUCGAGAUGAGUUAUUCUCGAAACGCUGAUAGACCGCCUUCCUGUCAUCCAUCCGGUUUACUUCGAAGCAUGGAGAACUUGGAGACAGUUGAAAUUCGACGGGUAACCAUCAACCACGGCAUACAAGGAUGGAUUCAGGACGCGCCCCGUUUACGAAACAUAACCAUUAUCGAUUGUGCGACCCUGAACGACACUCAUCUGAUUAUAUUGACAACCAUUUGUCCGAAACUGAAACAGCUACGGCUUAGCAACUGCCCGGGAAUUACGGCGAAUGGAAUUACCGAGUUUCAAUGUCGCAUUCCGUGCUGUACGGUGACAAACGAUAUGUGAACUCGUAUAGUUGAAUGUUCGUAAACAGAAACAGAACAAGCCAAUGAAAGACAACUUAGAAAAAAAAUACUUUAUUCGUGCAAAUAUAGACUAUAAAUUAGGGA